AUGAGCAGCAGCAAAUACUUUGCCCUUGGGGGCGCCGCCGACGACAGCGAGUCGACACAACGCUUCUUCACACGCAACAAGUUCCUUCCAUCUCUACCCACCAUGCUCCCCCACCGCCUGCGCCGCAAGUUCCGCAGCACACGCUCCAAGAUCCGCAGCAGACAAACGCCCACCUCGUCCAUCUCGGCCCUGCAGACCAGCUUCAACCCACGAGACACGCUGCGUUCGCUGCGUGACCACCACUGGUCCGUCUAUGAUGCUCAAUACCUCUUCCUCGCCGUCGUCGGCAUCUUCGCCCUCUGCGUCAUCCAAUCGCCUGGUCCCAUGGUCAAGACUGCCGUGGCUACGCUGUUGAUGCUGUCGCUGCUGCUGCCCGUCACCCGCCAGUUCUUCCUGCCAUUCUUGCCAAUUGCCGCAUGGCUCGUCUUCUUCUUCUCUUGCCAAUUCAUCGAUGGCAAGUACAGACCUCCAAUCUGGGUUCGCGUGCUGCCCGCUCUCGAAAACAUCCUCUACGGCGCAAACUUGAGCAACAUCCUCUCGGCUCACAAGGCCGUCGUCCUCGAUGUCCUCGCCUGGUUGCCUUACGGCAUCACCCAUUUCGGUGCUCCCUUUGUCUGCUCCGGUCUCAUGUUCCUCUUCGGCCCUCCCGGAACUACUCCCACUUUCGCAAGAGCUUUUGGUUACAUGAACUUGACCGGUGUUAUGAUUCAGCUCUUCUUCCCCUGCUCGCCGCCGUGGUACGAGAACAUGUACGGCCUCGCUCCUGCCAACUACUCUAUGCAAGGCUCUCCCGCCGGUCUUGCUGCCAUUGAUAAGCUGUUCGGUAUCGACUUGUACACCUCCACUUUCACCGCCUCGCCCAUGGUUUUCGGUGCUUUCCCCUCGCUACACUCUGGAUGUGCCACCAUUGAAGCCCUGUUCAUGAGCCACACUUUCCCCAAGCUUCGCCCCUUGUUCAUCAUCUACACUGGCUGGCUCUGGUGGUCCACCAUGUACCUUUCCCACCACUAUGCUGUCGAUCUCGUCGGUGGCAGCUUGCUUUCCGCCGGUGCUUACUACAUCGCAAAGGGCAAGUUCCUGCCCAGACUUCAGCCUGGCAAGAUGUUCCGUUGGGAUUACGACUACGUCGAGGUUGGAGAGGCUAGAGAGAGCCAUGCAUAUGGUCUCACCGACCUGGCCGAGGAUGACUUCCACCCGGCCAACUUCGGCAUGGAUAGCGGCGAUGAGUGGACCAUCGGCUCUUCGUCUUCGAUCGCCUCCUCGAGCAGAAGCCCUUCGGUUGGUGCAAGAAGCCCUGUCGACGAAUCCUGGGAGGGCGACACCCUAGCUUCCACCUCGGACAACGAUUCCCCGACAUCAAGACAUGGCGGAAGUUCGCAAGCAAGCAGGCGCAAACCGGUUUCAUUCUUUAUACAUCACACAACCACGACCAUGGCACGCAAAGCAAUCCAAAGAGAUCAAAUUGUCAAACUCAUCGUCGGCGCCGGCCAAGCCUCCCCUUCGCCGCCGGUCGGUCCGGCUCUGGGUUCCAAAGGUGUAAAGUCGAUGGAUUUCUGCAAGGAAUUCAACGCCCGCACCGCCUCCUACGUCCCCGGCACCCCCGUCCCCGCUCGCGUAACCGUCCGCCCCGACCGCAGUUUCACCUUCGAACUCCGCACCCCACCGACCGCCUCUUUGCUGCUCAGCGCAGCAGGCGUGGAACCCAAGAAGAACAAGCUUCGAGGUGCGGGCAAUGUCGCAGGUCCGAACUCAAAGGCUGGAUUGGCUGGUGUGGGUAAAGCGUCUGGAGGGCAAUUGACGGCUGGCAAUGGAGGGUUGGGCGUCGUGGGGACGGUGAGCUUGAAGCAUGUGUAUGAGAUUGCGAGGAUCAAGCAUGGAGAGGAGAGACUAGGGGGUUUGAGUCUGGAGGGUGUGGCGAGGAGUGUGGUUGCGCAGGCGGGGAGUAUGGGGGUUGUUGUUGUGCCUUGA
Messenger RNA from Aureobasidium namibiae CBS 147.97, 1968 nucleotides. RefSeq lists its product as uncharacterized. Gene Ontology annotation, molecular function: inositol phosphoceramide synthase activity; structural constituent of ribosome. The coding region runs from base 1 to 1968 and encodes 655 amino acids. The record is from RefSeq and is a predicted model, not a curated record. Gene Ontology annotation, cellular component: ribosome; inositol phosphoceramide synthase complex. Lineage: Eukaryota; Fungi; Ascomycota; Dothideomycetes; Dothideales; Saccotheciaceae. The transcript has 4 exons. Gene Ontology annotation, biological process: inositol phosphoceramide metabolic process; translation; sphingolipid biosynthetic process.